AUGUCUGCAAACACCGUUCACGUUAAGAACAUCAGUUCUCAGACCAGCGAGAAGGAGAUCAGAGACUUCUUCUCUUUCUGCGGCAAGAUCACCAGUCUCGAAGUCUCCAAGUCUGAGCCCACUCAAGAUGCGACCGUAACCUUCGAGAAGGAAACCGCGGCCAAGACUGCCCUGCUCCUCGACAAUACCCAGCUCGGUGCCACUCAGGUCCAGGUCUCCAGUGCCACCGGCAGCAGCGAAGAUGAUGGAAGCCACUACAAGAGCCAGUCUGAGCGCGAGAGUGACGAAAUCACCCAGGAGGAGAAACCCCGAAGCCGCAUCAUCGCUGAAUACCUCGCCCAUGGCUACGUCGUUGGUGACCAGGCUAUUCAACGUGCUAUCGAACUCGACCAAAAGCAUGGCGUCUCCAACCGCUUCGUCCAAACUCUCACCUCCCUCGACUCGAAGUACCAUGCCACUGAUAAGGCCAAGUCCGUCGACAACACCUAUGGCGUUUCUUCCAGAGCCAACACCUUCCUUACUGGUUUGACUUCAUACUACGAAAAGGCCACCGAUACCCCAACUGGCAAGAAGCUGGUCAACUUCUACACUCAAGCAUCCCGACAGGUCCAGGACAUUCACAACGAGGCUCGUCGCUUGGCAGAUCUGAAGAAGCAGGAUUCUGGUGUUUCCAAGGUUCCUGGUUCCGAGAAGACAACUUGUAAGUGCAAUUCAAAUUGUGAGGAGUGUCCUUGUGCACCAGGUCAAUGUGCCUGUGUUGGAUGUGCCAAGUCAGACGUUAAGGAGGCCGCUGGAACGAAGAAGACGACAUGCAACUGUGGUGGCGAUACCGGCAAAUGUGGUUGUGCACCAGGCAACUGUGCAUGCUCAUCUUGCCCCAAGUCAGACACUGAGAAGGUUGCUGGCACAGAGAAGACAACUUGCAAUUGUGGUGGAGACACCGCGAAAUGCGCUUGUGCCCCUGGUGCUUGUGCUUGCAAGUCGUGCCCCAAGGCCGAUACCGAGAAAGUGGCAGGCUCCGACAAGACGACUUGCAAAUGCGGUGGUAACACCGAGAAAUGCGGUUGUGCUCCCGGUGCUUGUGCUUGCUCAUCUUGCCCAAAGGCGAAGACCGAGAAGGUUGCUGGUACCGACAAGACAACUUGCAACUGCGGCGGCGAUGAGAAGAACUGUCCUUGCGAGGCCGGAAAAUGUGCUUGCGGCGGUUGCUCGAAGUAG
Messenger RNA from Mollisia scopiformis, 1218 nucleotides. RefSeq lists its product as uncharacterized. Gene Ontology annotation, molecular function: RNA binding. The record is from RefSeq and is a predicted model, not a curated record. The transcript is spliced from 2 exons. Bases 1 to 1218 code for a protein of 405 amino acids. NCBI's taxonomy places the organism in Eukaryota, Fungi, Ascomycota, Leotiomycetes, Helotiales, Mollisiaceae.